Messenger RNA from Belonocnema kinseyi, 1155 nucleotides. Its product is annotated as venom acid phosphatase Acph-1-like. Bases 1 to 1155 code for a protein of 384 amino acids. The record is from RefSeq and is a predicted model, not a curated record. Lineage: Eukaryota; Metazoa; Arthropoda; Insecta; Hymenoptera; Cynipidae. Gene Ontology annotation, biological process: dephosphorylation. Gene Ontology annotation, molecular function: phosphatase activity. The transcript is spliced from 5 exons.
AUGGGGCGAACAUACUCAGAACGCGCAGUUUUGACAGAAACAACUCGAACUGCCCCAUCUCGACCUAGAAUACACUGUGUAACACGAGCCAGUUCCCACUUAGCAGGGGGAAGAUUGAUUGCCCGCCAUGGAGAUCGAACACCAAACGAAAAAACUGAAGGUUACCCAAAUGAUCCUUAUACAAAUCAAAUCUUUGACGGAAAAUUAACCAAGAGGGGCAGAAAAAGAGAACUUGCUUUAGGUAACUUCCUUCGUACUAAAUACAAUGCAUUUUUGGGACCUUCUUACAUCCCUGGAUCUAUAGACGCUAGAAGUACGGAUCUCAAUCGUACCAAAGAAUCUUUAGACUUGAUUUUGAAGGGGUUGAUGCCACAUGCGGUGGUACCUACAAAAUUUGAUUCUAAAUUACAAGACGUCAUGCUUGUACCAUACAUGUGUCCUGGAUACACAAUUGAGUACUGGGCAGCAAAGAGAAACACAAGAAAAGAGUUUAAAAAGUUAAAAAGGUUCAGAAAACAUUUAAGCAAGUGGACAGGCAAAAAGAUCAAAUCGUCGCUUGAUAUAUAUCGAAUUUACACGACUUUGGAAUGUGAAAAGUUUAUGAAUCUUAAAUUGCCAUCUUGGACUGAGGGUGUUUAUCCAGAUGGCGAUCUUCUUAAAGGAACUCUUUUAGAAUUUGAUCGAAUGAAUCAUAGCCAAAGUAUGAGAAGACGAAACGGUGGCAGGUUGAUCAAAAAAUGCAAAGAAGAUAUGGACUCUGUAGUACAUGGUUUCAUGGAUAAAAACCGAAAGAUUAUUAUUUAUGGUGCUCAUGAUCUUAACAUUGUUGCAGUUUUGAAGUCCUUAGGUGUUUUCUUUCCACAUGUACCCAAAUUUUCCAGUGCUGUAAUUUUAGAAUUAUAUCAUAUGGACAAACCUCAUAAACAUUAUUAUGUGAAGGUAAAUUAUUAUUUAGGCAUACCACCAGUCAUGAAAACUUUACAGAUUCCUAACUGUGAAAUAUUAUGUCAAUUAGACCUAUUUAAUACACUGAUGGAGGAUGUUAUGCCACAUAGCGAAUAUGUCAUAUGCGACGAAGGCCGAAAAGCUCUUCACGCAAUUGGAAAAGUCGCUUCUGCUUUCGGACAAUCAGUCAAAAAUGUGUUCUCAAAAUAA